AUGCCAUUCAGGAAGCACGAAUGCAUAGCGGACAAGUCGUUCGAAGACAACACAGCCUCAACAUAUGCUGGCGGCAAUAGCAACGAGAGAGUCUCUAAUGAGAGGGUCUCGAAUGAAAGCGACAUCGAGGCUGGCGUUCAAGUCAAGCCUGCCGGACCUCGCCAGAAGCAUCCAACGGACAGUAUCAGUGGACAUCAGAUCUUUUACAUCUUUGGACUCGACGGUGUUGGUGCUGCAGUUCUCUCCGGGGGCAUAAAUUUUGCUAUCGCUUACGGUAAGGCCCCUCAACACUCUGCUGAGCUUAAGCUUUUGGCGAACCAAGCAGCAACAUGA
Molecule: messenger RNA, 333 nt
Organism: Colletotrichum acutatum
Lineage: Eukaryota; Fungi; Ascomycota; Sordariomycetes; Glomerellales; Glomerellaceae
Exons: 1
Coding region: 1-333 (110 amino acids)
Source: RefSeq, a predicted model, not a curated record